AUGUCUCUUUUGUCAUUGCAAAUUAUUCAGUACAUCAGUGGGGAAAAGGUCAUUGUAUCAUACAAAGUGAAAGUAGGUUUAAAACGUUCACUCAGUCAGAUUGUUAGUGGUGGUACUGGUAGUAGUAGUCGUAGUCGUGGUAGUUGUUCUGGUAACAGUAGUGGUGAUGGUGCUGGUAAGAGUGUUGAUGGUAGUGGUGGUAAAAGUGAUAAUGGUAGAGGUAGAGGUGGUGGUAGCGGUAGUGGUAGUAGUGGCGAUGGUAGUAGUAGUUGUGGUUGUGGUGGUGGUAGUUGUAGUAGAGGUGGUGGUAGUAGUAGUGGUGUUUUUAGGGGUAGUAGUGAUAGUUCUAGUGGUAGUAAUAGUAGUGGUGUUGGUAGUUUGAACUAA
This is a messenger RNA of Mercenaria mercenaria, 387 nucleotides long. Its product is annotated as keratin, type II cytoskeletal 1-like. The transcript has 2 exons. The coding region runs from base 1 to 387 and encodes 128 amino acids. NCBI's taxonomy places the organism in Eukaryota, Metazoa, Mollusca, Bivalvia, Venerida, Veneridae. The record is from RefSeq and is a predicted model, not a curated record.